UCACUCUUUCUCUCUCUCUUUUCGUCCAACUGUUGUGUUCGUCGGUACCGGAGCGUGAAUGAGCGGAACCACGUCUGUAAAUAUGUAACUUUCACAGUCCCUCCAAACAGCAGCGUUUACCACCGGGAGAAGAAAGAUGGACCCUGUUGGGAGAAAAACACAGGAGAAGUUGUGGCUCCGCGGUCUGCUUUGGUGGUCGCUCCUGCUCCAGGCGGCGUCGGGAGGUAACGAUGCAACUUUCCGACUUUUUAAUCAAUGAAAACACACAAAGAGAUAAACUUACUCUGCUGCUUUCACUUGUAACAAGUUAAUUUUAGCCACACUCUUAAAGUGGAGAAAUUUGGUGAGUUCCUUCACGUAUCUGCCGUGAACCGAGGAGACAGUGAGACCUAUGGAGGAACCCUUUAAUGCUUCUGCAGGAAUAACCCAAACUGUACCAUGUAGACUAACUGUCUUUGUUUGUUAAUCUGUUUAUGAGCCACAGCUCUAUUUCUGUAGCAUCAUGCAUGUGUCUCUAAAAACAGGCGAAGUAUCACUUUACUGAUGAAUAUAUUUAAAAUGUUCUCUUCACAUGCUUUCAGCUGCUUUACACGCGCAUAAACCUCAACAUUAGAAGUGCAUCAAUUGUUUAUGAAGGUUGUUGGUUUUUGUUUGCCAUGUUGCCCAGUUUUGAUCUGGAUUUAGCAUUCAAAAUACACGGUUCUUUCAUGCUAUUUCAAAUGAAUGAGUCUUAUAAGUACAUUAGUAUUUAUUUUAUAUUUAUGACCUUGGCUAAUCUGUGCAUGCAUGAUGCACUCAGAGGAUAUGCAGUUCAGUGUGAGCACCCACCUCAGAGGGAGAGAGAGGGAGAGCGGCAGAGAUGGGGCUGUGAUGCCCAUUGCACUGGAAAAGCUAUCAGACUGUGACAAUGGCACACUCAUGAAAUCCUAGAAUUGACAGUCAUCUCUGUGCUGAGAGGUCUAAGGGCAAAAUCUGUUUUUAGUGAGUGAGCUUCACAUGUACGUUCACAUCCAUAUGGGCAUUCAUUAUGUUCUUUGCUUGAGUUGCUCCUGUGCAUGUGUCAUCUAAAUUCAGUGUCUGCCCAGGCUUACCCCCUGGGGAUAAUCAGGCGUUAUCUUACUAUGACUCACCCUUACCGAAUCUUUCAUUGAAUAUUAUUACAGUAUAGACAAUUGUUUGAGCUCCAUGCAUGUCAGACCUCUGUAUUCCCUCUGCAGCAUUAUAAAAGCAGCCUAUGCUACGGCCCCCAUGUCGUGGGGCUUUGACAGAGCAUCAGCAUCAGAGGGGCAUGACAGUCCAAAAAACGAAAGAGGCACUUCAGUCAAGUUGCAUCUCUGAUUUGUUGUACAAACUGAGUGCACAGGCAGUGACAUGCACUGAUCUCUCACCCCUCAAAUUAACUGAGAGCGGGUGUUUGCUCAAAGGUCACUGCUUUUGUCGCUGAAAGAGUGGUGUGCGAAAUCUCACCAAAAAAAAAUGUCCCGGAUACACAUGAAAGUGCCCCUGCAGACAUGCAGAUUACAGAACAACCUCCAAACACCUCCUGUUUGUGCUUCUUAAGACACACAGUCAUGUGCACACGGGUGUGUUUAUGUGUGGGCAUUGUCUUCUGGCAACUUAACUGUGCUCUUUCAUUUACAUACACCCACAAAAUGUCCAUGUUGAAGCACGUGAGAUGAAAAGCAUCUCCCAAACGCCACUAUUUACAUCGUUGCGGAGCUCUUCAAGAAUCGUGAUUCCUCUAGGGAAGUGAACUGUGGGGGGGAAACCCUUUAGGUUUAACCACACAUAAUGUUCAACCACAUGACCAGAACGUCAGAGUUACAGCAGCAAAAUACAAGUUAGCAGGCUUGUGCAUCCUUGUGAAUUAAAGUAGAAAAAAUUUGUACAUUCCUCUUGGCACUUUUCAGACAUUCUUCCUCACUGUUUUGUACACAGAGUCAGUCGGAUGAAAAAGAAAGACAAUAAAUUCAGUCAGGCUGGCUGUGGGUCAGAGGAAGGAUAAAUUAAACUGUGUCCCUGUGCGCCAAUCAGUUUGAGUGUUUGUUUUUUUUUUCAGUUGUGUUGAAAGGCUGUUAGAGGCACAUUUUACCUGACUGGACAGUUAAUGAGAGUUAAUUAAAACCCUCUUGAAAUCCAAAUACACUUCAGCCUCUCAACUAUGCAAUGAAGGGUGUUGUGCAUACAUUAAACUGGGAAAUUAGUAUCAGGUUAUAAUUGGGGUAGGGGCUAAGCUUGGAAAGACAGAAAAAGUUGUGCAAUUAACUCUGUGAGCUAAUUAUGAGAAAAGCUAUUUAGAUGUUUACUCUCAUCGGUAGCAUUGUCUGCAAGCAGUUGUCGAGAGCUGUGAAUGCAGAGUGAAGAUAAAAGUUGUUUACUUUUAAUGGUAGGAUUUAACCAUAGACAGUCAAUCAUUUAUUAUUCUUGGUCGGCUGUUGAGCCCCUACAUUUGGAGUCGAGCUCUGACGUAGCAUAACACGAGUUAAUACUUUAGAGCUAUCUUUGUGCAGAUUAUUUAUAGCUCUGAGAAUAUGGCGCAACUUUGCUAACAUUGCAUGUGUAUGGAAGGUGCUAACCAUGCUCUUAAUGCAAAAACAAACCCUUCAGUGGCUGGUUAAAAUGAGCUAAAGCCGUUAAUGGUUAAACAGAGCUAUGAGAGAAACAGUGACGUGUGAACCAAAAUGAAGCUGUACACAUCAGAAAUAAGGGGGGGAGGGGGGCACUUGAGUUGAGUUCUUCUUACUGUUUCAUUUUGAAACUGGACUUAAUUUCAGUCCGGCGGACAGAAACAAGAUUUAUUCAGAGUGUCAUCUUAAUUAUACAGAAUGGAUAAGAAGGAGUUGGCUGCUCACAUUAAAACAUUUGAAUAAGCAAGUUUUUAAAGCAUAGUUUAUGUCCAAAGUUGUGUUUUUUUCUACUUUGGCGUUGUUUGAAGAUGCAUGUCACCUUAAAAAAAGUCAUGUUUUUUUCGUUGACUAUGUGUGGGACUGAAAUUAGUAGUUCAGCCUUUUUAUGACCUUCAAAAGCAAUUUCUUUUCUUUAUGGUGACUUUUACAGUUUCUAGAGUUCCUACAGGAGCUUUAAAAUGGAAAACUUCAUUCAGUCACCGUUGAUUGACAGGUGUUAAUUGAUAUAGCCGAGGGGCUUUUCCAGUUUAAUUGAGUAUAUUUGUUCAGCGCAGUCUAUACAAGCCUGAUGAAGUCAAGCAAACUUCCCCUUAAUGCAUGAACCCUUUUAAAACAAUGCAUUAACUCACAUUAUCUACUUCUCCCAGAUCUAACUUCCACUUUAGGGUCAAUCAGCCUCAUUAGUGGUUGACCAUUGUCUCCCUCGGUCAUUAACUACAAACAAACCAGACAUAGAGUUGACAUAUUUCUUAACGGCAGCAAAGAUGUUUGUUAACCUUUGACUGUGCGUGGGACUCUGCUCAUGUGCUCAUUAAAAACUGAGCUGGUGCUGCCCGGGCACGGAGGCUUAGAUGAGAAUGCUUCAGAGCGCAUUAGCCCCGAUUACAGGGUGAUGUGAGAUGGCUGGGAGGUGACGUAGAAGAAACAGCUGGGUCCAUCCGCCUGGCUCUUUCUGGAACAUGGGGCCACAGACAAUGUGGAGAUGUCAGAGCCUUUCAUGUUCAGGUUGAAGGUUCCUGUCAGGGCAAGGGGAGCAGGCCUCGACAUGUCUGAGUCCCUCCAAUCCACCUCCACAUCCCCUGCCUCCGCCUGUACACAACUGUUGUUGGGUUAUAGUCAGACACCUUUGCAGUUCAAUUAUAUCAGUCUUACAGUUCUGGACAGUCAAUGAACAACUUUCUCCUGAAGAUACUAACAAGCAGGGACAUCAACAUGCCUCACAAUACACAAGCUACACUUGAGUUUGAUGCUGCAGGUGGUUAUUAUUGUAAAGGUGAACCUUAAACGCAUCAUAAUUACAGGCUUGUUGAAUGCAUGUUGAUCAUUAUGGUUUAGCACGUAGAGUAAAAACACAACAGGGCCACCUGGAAGGCAAAACUCAACAGAUCUAAAGAGAGUAACAAACACUCUUUUAAAUCAGGUGAGCUGUAAUUUAUGCACCCUGUUAUGAAGUGAAGCUCUGAGUGUGUGUGUCUGUGUGUGUUUGUGAGUGUGUGUGUGUUUUCCACAUACACACUCUGCUCCACUUUCAAAGAACAGCCAGAAUGAUAAUUAGCUUGGCUUUUACAUCUAAAUGUCACAUGUUGGCUAUAUUAAGACCACAAUGCCUGACUUGACUUGUCCAAUGUUUACUUUUUCCUCUCUUCUUUUGUACUUUCUUUUUAGGCUCUUCUUCAUACUCCAUUUGAACUACUGUGAAGUGUUUAUUUUUCACCCAACAAAAGGGCAACAAACGCUGCAUUUUGUUUUUUAAAGUUCUAUCUCUUUCUAAUGUCUUUUUCUGCAGCUUCCUUCUAUGGUGAUGGCUUUGUACAGCUCAAGGCAACAGAGUCGUCCGACCAUAACAGUCUCCGCAUUAGCUUCCGAACCUCCAGCACCAAAGGCCUUCUGUUUCUCGCCGCCGGCAAGACCGACUAUUUCCUACUGGAGCUUCAUGCUGGUCGCCUGCAGGUAGGUACAACCGUGGCCCUCACACAUGAGCAUAUGUGUUCAUGCAUAGAUGAGAACACACAUGCAUUGAUGUUCAAGCAUAUAAUACACAAUGAUCUUUGUGCUUCAACACACGCAUGCGUAUGAAAAAACAUGACACACACGCGCGCACACACCCAGUGAGCACCCUGAGCUAUUGCUCCAUCUCAUCUGACACUGUCAGUUUGUCAACACGGUAACACAAGCAGACAAGCCUGUGUGAUGCGAGCCGAAUGCUAACUCCAAACCAGGCGCUGGUCACAACAGGAUUGUCACAGUGAUUGUUAUGUAUUUUAGCUCCAUUAAUUGUAGUUGGUUCAGACUGCCGGUGUUGAGUCUGACAAUAAAUGAGUUUUGCUCCAUAAAUUGUCACUACUCCACUUGUCUACACUUGUCUCCUGGAAUUUUAAAACCACACUGCUGCUAAAACGUUCAGAUGAUAAAAAAAAAAUGCACAAAACACAGAGAUUUUUGUCAUUUUUUUAACGUUAAUUGAUCCAAAAAAAAAAAACAUCAGCUCAGCUCUUUUUCAUCCACAAUGCUCCUUUUAUAUUAAUCAUCUAUUGUCUAAUUUAAUGAGACAAUUACCACUCAAUUCCCAAUUGUGGAAUCUUGCUGCAUGUAUUUACUCACUUUCUCUCCCAGUGUCCUGCUAUAUGUGUCCCACUCAUAGAUCAAAAGUGAACUAAAAUAUUUGUUAACAGCCUCUGUAGUUGUACAGGCUUUUUUUUUUGUUAUUAUAGCGUAUUAAAAAUGUAAAAAUAUUGUUCCAGUGAAAAGAAAUUUUAGAUGGUCAUUAAUAAUUGAUUAACAUCAUCCAACAAAGUGAAUUUUACCUAUUUUAGGCCCGGUGUUUCAUAAUGAAAUAGCUUCAAAUGACUCUGUCAGGAAGUCUCAGAGGAUAGCUUUUGUUGUAAGUAAAAUAUUUUCCUGACUCUAAAUAUAGAGAGGAACAUAAUAUGCAAGAACACACCUCUGGAUAUGAACUUUUUACCUAUUUAAUGAGAAAACGUGUUUAUCUAGGGUACACUUAUGAGGUUAAAUAUGGGUUUAUGUAUAAAAUUUAGUGCGCUAUUUUUAGCUCACACCACAAGCCUUCCUACGAGGACUUCAGGGUUAAAUACAUUUGUCCCUUCAAGACUCGCUCUAAAGCAUCUCAUAAGCAGCUCUGCCAGGCUGAAUCAGCAUACAGAACGGACAGAUGCACUGUAGGAAGCCUGUGUAAUAUGCGGAAACAUUUAUAAGAAUCUCAGAGUCCUAAGACAGGCUUGAUACCUUUCUGGCACUGAACUCAUGAAAUCUAAGUGACUAAGCUUCUUUUGCCUAACAAUGUGCUACUGGAAAUGAAUCACAAAGUCGACCCUGAGCACUGUGGUUCUUCAGUGAACAUGCUUGCCCUUGCUCCUUAAACAAGCUCAGGUCACUAAUUUUUUUUUUUUUUGUUCACUAACACAAGUCAUCCUCGGGCUUGGGGUCUCAUUCCAUGUGAGUCAGACACGAGCGUCACUCCCUGGAAACCCUCGCAUGAAUAGCAGGGACUCAGCAGCAAGCCUUGACAAGCAUGUCAUCUGAAUGCAGAAAAGGCUUGAGAUGGUGACAUGAUGCUGUUAAGAAUAUCGCUGGAGGCCAACGGAUAAUAGUUCUCUUCCUGCUUAAAAUCACAGGAUGAGGAGACAAAGAUCACUGUCAAAAUAACCCGUGACAAUGAAGAAUGUUGGCAAGACUCCCGUGUUUCACUUUUUAGGGGGUCAUAUUUCUGCAUUCAGUCGUUUUUUUUACAAGUUCACAGACUGUUAUAAUUUUAAUACAAUGAAGUACUACAUGUAUAAUGCUUUGUAGAUAAUUAAGCAUGGAGUGACAGAGUAUUACAUUGAAAGGUAGUUUCCCAGUCGCAUUUCCAAACACUGGCAGCAAUUAUUUUGUAUCACAAAAAUGUCAAAAGGUAAAAACACCUGCUUGAUUCACUCAUUCCAGAAAUAAGAUCUCUUGAGUAAUGAUUUUUUUCUUUCACCUCUCAGCUGAAAGUGGACCUUGGAUCAGGGGAGGAAGUUCUGCACUCAGACCGAAGCACCCAGCUCAAUGACCUCGCCUGGCACUCAGUGGAGUUGCACCAUGCACAGAACAACAUCACUCUGACUGUAGACAAGAACUCUCACUCCAGUGUGAAGAUGCAAGGUUCGAGUAAUGAUCUCAAAAUUGUGGAUGGUCUCUUUGUUGGAGGUUCAGGAGGCCUGGAUCGACCAUACCUCCCUCGAGACCCUGUCGGCUUUCGAGGCUGCAUGGACCAGGUGAUCUUCAAUGAGCAUGACUUGUUGUUGUCACUGAGACCGUACACUGGAUUCAAGAAUGUCCAUGAGGUGUCUUUAGGCUGUAGCCCCCAAUUCUUUGCCACUGAGGAGGACCCCAUCAGCUUCUUUAGUUCCAGGGCUUACAUUUCUCUUCCAACCUGGAUCACCCAGCAGGAAACAGUGUUUGAGUGUGUUGUGCACACUUCCGCCAAAGAGGGGAUUAUCCUGUAUAACUCGGCCAGAGAGGGGGACUUUGUAGCCAUGGAGAUUCAGGAAGGUCUGCCGGUAGCCAUCAUUGGGAAAGGUGGAACCAAAACUGAGCUACGUUCCCUCACAUUCAUCAACGAUAUGAAAUGGCAUUCAAUCAAGCUGCACUUCAAUUCCAAAAGCCUCGAGCUCAGUGUAGACGGAGAGAUAGUGAAAAGCAGCAUUAAUUCACGGUCAAAGAGCCUUCAGUUUAAAGGUUACCUGUUUGUCGGCGGUAUCGAUGACAGCACCAGAUCAGAGGUCAGAAAGAUGGGGCUCAUUUCUGUUUCUGGAAAGCGUGUCAGAGGAGGCUCCUUUAAGGGAUGUUUGAAGAACAUUGAAGUCAACAGAGCAAAGAUGGGUCUCUCCAACACUAUAGUCACUAAAGAUAUCUCAGUUGGCUGUGAGCCAGAGAAAGCACCAGAACUAUCAACUACCAUUAGCCCAACAAGCACCCCAGCAUCCCUUUUUCACUUGGUGACACCAACACCAUCACUUUACAUGUCAACCCUUGCAAGGGGCUUGGACAGGAGGUACGGCUUGAAUUUCAUGCAGCUCAAGAACCUUGUCGUCCAUGAAGGUGGUCGUGCAUCUCUUGAGGCCAAACACAUCAAAGUACUCUUGGAUUUUAAGAAACUCGGGAUUCGACAGUCCCAGAUCAUGUUCAGAAUUCAAGAGCAACCAGUCCGCGGUCAGUUAAGGCUUGAUGUUGAUCAAGACCAAGAGGAGAACACCUUCAGCAUGUUGGACCUUUGGCACGGACGAGUCAUGUACAUCCAUGGAGGCUCUGAGGAACUGGAUGACUUCUUCAUGUUUUCAAUUUACUCCAGCAGUAGAAAGCCAGUUCCUGAUUAUCUCAAGGACAACAAGCUGUACCGUUACAAUAUCACAGUGUCGCCCACCAAUGAUGCACCUGAACUGAGCCUCCCUGAGGGAAACCUCUUUGUCCUGUUGGAGCACUCAAAGAAACGCCUCACCACAGAGGUUUUAAAAGCCACCGACAUCGACAGCAACUACACUGACCUGGUCUUCUCUGUGCUUGGAAACCUGAAUGCCGAUGCAGGGUAUUUGGAAAUAGAAAACAACCCGGGCAAGGCAGUGACAUCUUUCUCUUAUGUAGACUUGGAGGAACUGAGGGUGUGCUAUGUUCACACAGGGGUUCGAAACUCAAGGAUAGUUUUUAGAGUCGGUGAUGGGGAAAAGGUAAGCAACACUGUGGUGCUGCGGGUCAUGGCGGUAGCUCUGGAGUAUAAGAUUGCCAACAACACGGGUCUCCAGAUCAUCCAAGGAGAGGCAGCUAUAAUUGGUUCAAAGCAGCUUGCUGUGCAAACCAAUGCUGUUAAGCAGAUUGUUGACAUCCGCUAUGAUAUCAUUGAACCUCCCCAGUAUGGAGAGCUCCAGAGACUUCACUCAAGUGGUGAAUGGAGGUUGACUGACUCCUUCUCCCAAAGGCUUCUGGAAAAAGAGAGGCUGAGGUAUGUGAGCUCUUUUCAAGAAAUCCAGACAGCCAAUGCAACAGAUUACUUCAAAAGUAAAGUCACUGUGGCUGCAAAAGCAGAAACAGAAAUACUUUUCCCAAUCACUGUGAAGUGGGUGAAGUAUCGCCUGGUGAGGAAUGUUAUGCUACACUUGGAUAAAGUUAGAAAAGUGACACUAGACUCUGAGUGUCUUUAUGCCACAGCUGAUGGUGUGGAUCUCUCAGAGGAUGAGCUUUAUUUUCGAGUUCUGACCAUACCAAAGAAGGGGAGACUCCUACUGGACUCCACCGUCCUGGGGAAGAACUCAACCUUUAGCCAAAGAGACGUCACAAACCAGAAAGUCCAUUAUGAGCAAGUCGACAGGCCUUAUGUAGAUACAAGUGACAGGUUCAAAUUUCAGCUGGUCUCUAAACAUGCUCAGUCACAAAACUAUGAUUUCCAGUUUUCCAUCAAAGCUGAUGUCAACAGUGUGUUUAUGAAAAAUGACGGACUCUCACUCCUGGAGGGGGAAAGUAAACUCAUCACCAAAGAUGAGCUGUUUGCAGAGACUUUAAGUACGAAGGACAUGUACUACACUGUCAUUAGCAGCCCCAAACAUGGUAAGCUAGCACGUAUUAGCCAGUCAAAUUCUAAUGCUAGCUACACUAACAUCUUGACCUUUAGUAAUCAGGAUAUUCUAGAGGAACGGAUCAUGUACAUCCAUGAUGACAGUGAAACAACUCAAGAUGAGUUUAGCUUCAUCGCGUCCACCAGCCAAGGGUUCAAAUCUUCCAUUGCAGUGGAUGAAGUUGGCUCCAAAGAAGGAGUUUUUAACGUUUCCAUUCAGUUAGUCAAUGACCAAAAGCCAGUUCGUGUUAUUGAUAAAGUUUUUCACGUAGUGAGGGAUGGGCAGAGGCUUCUCACUAUAGAGGAUCUGCGUUAUCGUGAUGGAGACUCUGACUUUGAUGAUGGCCACUUGGUUUACACUCGGCGUGGGAUUCCAAUGGGAGACCUGGUGCUUGUUAAUGACACUAGUCACCGGCUGUUCCAGUUUCAGCAGAAAGAUCUGGUAGAAAAGCGAGUUUUGUUCAUUCACAGAGGCGUGAGCACUGGUAGGUUUGUGCUCUUUGUCUCAGAUGGGAAACAUUUUGUUUCGAGCCUUUUAGACAUCAGUGCGCAUGAUCCUUUCUUGAAAGUUGGCAACAACACUGGCCUGCUGGUUCAAAAAGGCCAUUCAGUCAUCUUUUCCACCAGCAAUUUUAGUAUUGUGUCAAAUUUGGACAUCAGAGACGACCAGGAGGUCACCUUCACGCUAAAUGAGCCUCCAAAGUAUGGCGGACUGUAUCUGAAUGAAACUAAAGUGGAGUCAUUCUCGCAGUCUGAGCUGAAGGACGGGCUGGUCUCAUAUCGGCACCAUGACAGCAAACACCUGGCAGAUUAUUUCAACCUGACAGUGAAAGCUAAGGGCUUUCGACUUACAGAGAGGAUCAAUGUGAAGGUUUACCUGGAGAGUCAUCAGAGGCCACCUAUUGUGCUGAAUCACAACACCUUACUGGUGGAAGAAGGGAAACCAGCGAAGAUUGAUGAGACUAUUCUAGAGGUGAGUGAUUCAGAGGAGACUCAGGCUCAGAGUUAGAUCAAAUUUCAUGCUGUCAGAUAUGAUUUAUAUUAUUCUCAUGGAAUUUGUUGAAACCCAAACUGGGACUUCCACAUAUUUGAAUAUUCAUUGUAAAAGCAUUUCAUUAAAAAGCCUCCAUUUACUAUUUUUAUGGUUUGUGCAGUGGAAUAUCUGGCAUAUUAGUAAUUAAAUGGAUGAAUAAAAGGCGAACAGGGGAUAGAAGACUGAAUACUGACCAGUGUACACUGAUGCCAUGUUGUAUUUAUAGAAAUAUGAGAGAUAAACCGCCAUGACACAUGGAACAUUUCAAAUUUAACCACUGAAGUAUGUUCUCUGAUUGAUGCAGGUCACUCAUGAGGACAACCUGCCAUCUGAGAUUGUAUUCACAGUCACGGCAGGCCCGUCUCACGGCUUUCUCCGGCGUUUUGUGGAAGCCGAGGAGCGCUACAUCGGAACUAAACAAUCCCCUGUCAAGACAUUUACCCAAGAGGAUGUGAACGGCGGGAACAUCCAGUACAUGCAGGUGGAGCCCAGCAAAGUCAAUGACACUUUCCUCCUCGAUGCCUCCAACGGGGUCACCGAUGUUGGUGACAUUAGGAUGUCUGUUGACAUCAUUCCACGCCUCAUCCCUCUUCAGGUCUCCAAUUUCACACUAAACGAGGGCGCCUCAAAAGCGCUAACCAAGGAUGUGCUUAAAGUGGACAACCGGCACUUUUCUGAAAAUAAUAUCCUGUAUAGUUUGACUGAGCCCCCCCAGCACGGCCACAUCGAACACUCCCGACACCCUGGUAUAACAUUGACCUCUUUCAUCUGGAGGCAGGUGAGAUAUUACAGUCACUCUUUAAAGGCACUAUAAGGAGUUUUUAACUGGAUGGGAAGCAGACUGAAACUGAUACUGAUGCCUCUUAGAGACCUUAAAAAGCAAACAAGCCCAUUAGCAACAAGUCUGAUCAUUUCACUGUAGUAAUUUUUGACGCUUUAAAACGCUUUGAGAGGGAUUGGCAGUAAGCUGAAUAUUAAUAUUUUUGACUUUUCACACAACAAAUACACAAAUUCCAUUGUUAAAAGACAACAGGAUGAUUUUUUUCCUGUCACAUAUACAGAACAACAGAUAUGAAGCACGAGUUAAGGUGAGAGUUAGUCGACAUUGUAUCCUAAAGCCUUUAAGGCUCCUGUAAGGAACUCUUUACAUGUGUUGAUUUUGGCGUCCCCUGUGAACAAAGUAAUACCUCUCCCUCUCUUGACUUACACAUUUUAUCAAAAAAGCAUCACUCUAAAUAUCAGUCUACUGAGAAACCAGUUCAAAGUCGUCACAGUGGCGGAUUUAAACUUGUUGAUGGAUGGAUUUAGAAAUAGAUCAUCUGACUGGUUGUUAUUGCAGCAAUUGUUUCAGGCCCAAUUAUUAAACAGGGUCCUCCUUUUUUCUGUCAUUCUACAUAUUUGGUUUCAGAUUCAAGCUUUCCUUCAUGCGGGAAAUGUUACCUGAAACUCAUCACUGCUAAUAAAGUCAAAACACUUAUGGAUAAAAAAAAAUAGCUCUAUCCUGGUGCGACCUCUUACACCGAGCCUGUUCCACCUGGAGUCUUCUCACCAUGCAGUUUUUACCUCAGAUGUUAUCGUCCUAGUUAAUUUCAUAAAUAUUACAAAGCAACAGUGAGAUUUUUCUUUCUUUAUUUGAUUGUGCAGUUGCAGAUGUCUAAAAAGUCAUGAAAGUGCUUUGUUUCUGUCGGCCUGGAUCUUUGUAGUCUUUUAUUUCGGGUUCUCUCCAAUAACUUCCACUAUGUUUAAUCAGGUGGAACAUGAAUUCAUUUACUACGUGCACGACGGCAGCGAAACAUUUGCUGACAACUUCACCAUAGUGGCCAACGACACAAGCCUGAGGAAGCAGAGUGCAGCACAGACGGUGUACAUCCAGGUUACAGCUGUCAACGACGAGCCUCCUGUUAUUACAGCCAACCGCGUCCUCAGGGUGAGUUUGCACCACUGCUCUAUAUUUAAACACUGGACUUUUUUUUUUUUUAACUUGUGAGUCUGGCACCAAUGCUUACUGUCAGACAAUUUUCAUGUGGGCAGUGCUCUAAGUUGCCACGGCUGGUUGGGUGAGGGAAACUAUGUUUGCUAUGUGGAGGAGGGUCCAGAGGGGCCAGUCUGCAGAGGGCAGGCAUUGACAUACAUUCAGCUGUGCCUGGGUCUUGUCUGCAGUUCUGUUAUGGUUGUAAGGUGUUGAGUUUUCAAACACAUGACCCAAGGAAGUAAAGGAAGUGAAGUAACGCACUAGUACUUUUUGUUUGUUUGGUUGUAAGGGAUGUUUGUUCCGUCUAUUGCAGAAGAAACUUCUAUUUUGCAUAGGUUGGUGACUGUGACUGGAAUUGUUAUCUAAGACUCCUCAUGAAUAUAAAAUAUUUUAAAUCAAAUGGAAAAUAACCGCCAGGCAGUGCACAGUCAUUAAACUUUACUGGUGAAAAUAUGUCGAUUGAAUUCUGCCUUUUUGCAUGAUGACAUUUCCUUGAAUAAAGAUCUCUGGUUGUGUAGCCUCAAUGCAGCACUUGACUCCCCUCUUCCCUCUCUUUGCAGAGAAAAACCCACCCCUAUCUGUAAAAAAACAACCCAUAACUACAUCCGUUUUAAGCAUGUUACUCGUAUAUUUGAUAGAAGUUGUCAAUGUGCUGAGCAGUUCUGACUUGUACUCUGUCAGCUGUAGUGGCUGGGGUUGGGUGAGGUCCAGCUGGAAAGAGAGGCCGAAGUAUAGCUCUCUAUUGUCUGAGCAGCUUUGCCCCAGAUGCCUCAAAUUCCUCUGGGACCCUGCACUGAAGACCCCCUUCUUAAAUAUACAGUAUGGAUAACAUCAGGAACUGGGUUGGAUUACAGUUGUUUGCAACUAACCCUAACCCUAGAGUUGUUUACCAUUUUUACCAUAGCUUCAUAAGGCAUAAUGCUCACUCUUUAUAGCACUUAGUAAACAUUGCUUUAAGCUUUUUAAUGUACUUAUUAGGGGUGGGAGAAAAAAUCGAUACAGCGUAGUGUCACAAUAUUCUGUCUGGUGAUAUAUCGUAUUGUCUCAUUGACCAAGUACCAAUUUUUCAAAUUAAUUUGCUAAUAUGAAGUCAAAUCUAUGAUAAUGGAAAAAUAAAAUCAAUUGUUUGACCAGUGAGGUUGGAGGUGACAUCAUAGAGCAGGAGAAAGUUAGUGCAACAAAUAUAUAUAUAUAAGGUUUGCAAGAUGUGCUACAUGAAAUAAAAUGCUGUGUAAAUAAGAAAAACAUGAAGGAAAGACAAACACUAAGUUUGCUAAACAGUUGAAAAAAUUGUAUAAAUUGCAACAUAUGGUAUUGCAAUAUGCACUAUGUUGCAAAAUGUUAAAAAUUGCAAUAAUAUUGUAUUGUGGGGCCACUGGUGAUUCCCACAUCUAGUACUUAUGAUGCAUUAUAAGAAGCUGAUUCAUAUAAAGUGUUGCAGAUGAUUUUUUGCAGAUACAAACCACAAAGAUCUCCACCCAUAAAUCAAGGAGUAAAAGCACAAAAGAUUUGGAGAGAGUCCUCUCUAUUCAAUUGAAGACGUGUAUCCAAAACAGGACUAUAAACACACAACCAAAAUCCUCAGCAUAUACAGAGAAUGUAGAUUAUCUCCUCCAACGCCUGUCUUGACAGGUUUGUGUUUUUACUGAUUCCUGAGAUAAACCAACAGCGUUCGAGGUGCUGAUUAAAAGAGAGCUGGGUUUUUACUGUCCACAAGGUGGCUCUCUCCCUCUGCACAUUAUGUUAGCUCUCAAACCUGAACUGUUGACAAGACCUGUUUACACGUCUAGUAAGAAAGAAAAAUCACUAUUAUCACUGUUUUGUGUUACCUUAAGUUGCAGCAGUUUAUCCUGACACCUGAAGUGUUUUGAAAAAAAAGAUAGCUGAGAGGGAUUUUUGUGUGCGAGCUGUGCUGCAGAGAUUAUAUUUGUUACAUAAGCUGGAGAUGCUGAACAAACCCUAAAACCACCCUGCAGGAGGAACCAAUUAAAGUCAGAAUGGUUACAUCUGCUUCUCCAUCACAAAACACAACUCACUUGCCAAAAAUGUUAAUUACUGUUCACUUCGCAUGCUUUUGGUUUUGUAGCUCUGGCAGUUUUAAUUUGCAAAUCUUUGACCUGUUUCUCUUUCUGAAAAUCUCAAAGUAAUGUCUCUAUUAACAGAAUGUGUCUGGCUGUCAGGUUUUCACAGUGCAGCUAAAACUCAUUGAGUUGUCACAUAAAGCUGUGUGUGACGUCUCUUGUCACAUUUUUUUUUAAGUGAUAAAUUUUUCAUGUGACCUAAAAACAGAAGGACGGUUGAAUACCAUACAAAGUGUGGCUGUAUAAAAAAAUCGUCUUUAACUUUCUCAGUUUCCGUGAGAUAAAAAGCGCACAUUAAAACAACACCUCACAAAUAAACAAUAACGGAUCUGAUGCAGCAGUGGGGACUCAGAGGAAUUGAGUAGAAGUGGAUCAAAGAUGUAAGAGCGCUGAGGUCUCUCUGCUCCUUCGCUAAAGCUGCAGCCUGACGAGCAGCAGACUCCCCGCUAAGUUUGAAGGACUGAUCCCGACUCUGAGGGCCUGUUUGUGCAAAUUAAUCUCAUGUGUCUCCUCUUUGAAAUCUGUGAGUCAAACUGAUUAUCAAACCCAGCAGACUGAUCCUGCUGUGACUUCCUGUUUGGAGGGUUGAUGUUGCUGCGUGAGGUACAGUCAUUUCCCGUUGGAUGAACACACGUUCGCAUGUGUGGCGGGUGUUCUCACGUGGGAGUGGUGUGAUGUUUGCGGUGUUUAAAGGUGCUAAUUGAAAAAAGUACCCCGGCCCAUGCCUCUUUUCCAGUAAGUAACACUUAACAGGCAAGUGAGAGGCCGGGCCAACACGUACACCUCAGCCUUUAAUUUUUGUCAUUUGAAAGCCCAUUAGGACUCCAGUGUCACUCUGUAUUUAGUGGGUUUAAAAGGUAAAACCAAUCCUCAGAUUUUCUAAGACUCUAAAGUAUCCUGUGAUGCACCCCUGCUGCUGUUUUAUAACAUCUUCUUCAGCAAUUUUCACUUUUGAAGAGUGGGAUCACUGACAUUUAGAGAGGAGCUCUGAGAACUCUCCAUUACAUCCACCAGCAUGGGAACAUUGAGGAGCUGCUGUGAUCACACCACUCCUCUUAGAUACACAUCUUGUAGCUGCCUUCGACUAUGGCUCAUUUCCACCAUGUGAUGCUUUAAGUGUAACUUAUGGAAGUGUAAUGCUGCCACACUGAUAAAUUAAAAAGGCAGAGUAUCACAAAAUAGCGUAAUACGUAUCACGUUUAUUUCACUUAAAAGUAUGAUUUUUCGUUAUUUCAAGAUAAGAUAGCCUGCUUUCAUGUCAUAGCAUAGCUUCUCCCACUGUGAACUGGUAUUUGAGCGAGCUCCUAAUUCAAAAUACUUCUUAGAGUACGCAUACUCAUAAAAAUCUCAUCCACAGUGCUCAAUAACUGUAGAAUCUCACCAUGUCUCAAGCCAUAUCAGAUUGUGGUCACGAGGAAUCUGAGGAGGUCGUAUCUCCCUGUCCCCAGUACCACCUGCGUGCAUGAAAACACGAUCAAUUUAUGUCAUUGGGGACUAGCGUUCUGUGCUCUUCCUCUUGUUUAGAGGUGAUGCACUCUGCGUGACCACUUACCGUAAAAAAAACUGUUGUUCAGAACUGCGCACAACAUGCUGACGUACUUUCUACCUCCCGACAACCAUCUUAGAAGUGACAAUAAAUUUAUAAAUAUCACACUUGCUCAGAAGUGUUGCUUUGUGCAAACAGGGUCUACAGUUUCAGCUGCGGUAAGAAAUCUGCAAACCUGUAAACCUUCAAAAAAAAUGAAGAAAAAAUACACAAAUGAAUCAUUUUUAAAGCACCUUUAUUGUUUUUUCACGAACCCUUUUUGUCAUGAUAAAAAAAGUUGUUCUUUUGCAACAGUUGCUAUGAAAACAAUCAAAAAUAUUGUAUUUUUUCAUACUUUAAAGAAAACAAAUAUUUCUACUGACAUAUCUAGAUCUAUGAGAGUAGCAAAGUAAUUAACAUGACCUAAGCCUGUUUAUGUUCUCAGCUCUUCAUCGUUGUAGCCUGACUGUGCAAACGCCUCACUGUGGUUUUCUGGGAAUAGAACCUGAAAUUGGCAUUAUUACCUGUACUCUUUCUACUUUGACUCACCAUAAUCUGCUGCUGCUGCUGCUAAAAAAGUAGGUUUCUGUUGCAGCCUUUUAGCAAUUACUGAGGAAUCCCAACCUGUGAGAGGGACACUGACAUGUUACGCAAUAACGGCUCGGGCCAGGACUACAGAGGAGGCUCAUCCUUUGUUUGUCAGGAGUCUGCAUGCUUCAGCAGUUUUGUGCUCUGUGUGUCAAUGAGUUCCUCUGUUCCUUCAUGUUAGCUCAAGGCUCUUUGAAUUUACAUGGAAGCAGAGCCUAAACUGUGGCUCUCUGACACGCUGCAGCUCAACCAACUGUGCGUACAAUCUGCAAGGCUAUAUUUAGUGCCGAGAUGUCCUUCACUUGAAUUAUGUGGAAGAGCGCUUCUUGAGUGAUGCUCACAGUGACAUUUUCCUCCAUAGGUUGCUUUUGACUCUAGGUGCCUCAGUCAGAGACGGUUUUCACAGCUUUUGUUUGUUGGAUCAGACACUGCGUGAAGUGAGAAAUGUGAGGUUGGUGAUUGGUGAUGAAGGAUGAGGUCAAAUCUGCUGUUCCUGCUGGUCUUUAAGUGUCAUACCUAGCAAAAUAGUGCUUAUGUUAAAGUUAAAGUAUUUGUCCUUUGCAUAAACAAACAAUCGAAUAUUUUAUUUCUUCCAUCAAAGUAAAUGUCAGGCUCACAUUUGGCGGUCACGUCAUGUACUGUCAAACAGAAUAUCUUUGUUGCUCUGUCCCCGGAGGCCUCUGCUUUCACAUGGAUUACAGAUGGCACCUGCUGUGUCCUUGUCCAUCUCCUGUCCAGGUUUGGGUGUCCUCAGUCACAGAGAUCAGGCCGGAGGAUCUGAGAGCACAGGACCUUGAUAGUCCCCCAGAGGAGCUGCACUUCAUGGUAACUCCGCCCAGCAAUGGGCACCUGGCCCUGAAGAGUGCCCCCAUGAUGGCCGUGCUGAACUUCACCCAGGCGCACAUCGACCAAGGACAGCUGCUGUUUGUUCAUAAAGGUAAAAACCCGUUUGAGCUGCUGAAAUACAAACCCUACAUUGCAUUCAUGAAUAAAAACAAGACAUUUAGUUUAAAGGGAUAUUCCGGUGUAGAAAUUAAAUUAGGGUCAAACACACUGUAACACUGAGUUAGACACCCCGUUGAGAGAUGAAUGUUGCCGACUGCUUGCUUCUCUAGUUAUACCAACUUUAGUAAUGACUGCACCAUAGCAAUACACAGCGGUCUGAGGAGCCAUAAACAAACCUCAACCAAAAAGCCACUCUAUAGCCACAAAUAAUGCUCAGAACAGCACCUAACUUCAUCAACAGUACAUCAAGGGUCCCAGCCAUAGUACUAGCCACCAAACAUCUUUUUAACUUUGCCUAAUUUCUUUAGCAAAGAGGCUAAACACAACUCACCUACUCUCUUCCAGCAGCUGCUUGUUUGUAGCGAGACCUCGGGCCAGUCCAUUACAGAUUGCCAGGUGACGCAGCUCAAGGAAGAACAUGUAUAAUAAUUUCUUUAUCAUUUCCCUAAAGUAAUAAUCACCAUAUUAAUCAUUUUGCACUGCAGACGUGGUAGUUCUUCUGCCUUGGCGUUUUGGUCUGAUUACAUUUCAGUGAGGAAAUGAUCAUAAAUGGUCUUCUUUAAGCUGCGUCACCCAGCAGCAGUCCGUAAUGGACUGGCCCGAGGUCUCACUACAAACAAACGGCUGCUGGAAGAGAGUAGGUGAGUUGUGUUUAGUCUCUUUGCGAAACAAAUAAGGCAAAGUUAAAAAGAUGUUUGGUGGCUAGUGCUGUGGCUGGGACCUUAUAUGUACUGUUGAUGAAGUUAGGCGCUGUUCUGAGCGUUAUUUUUGGCUAUAGAGUGGCUUUUUGGUUGAGGUUUGUUCAUGGCUCCUCAGACCGCUGUGUAUUGAAAUCAUGUGGUCGUUACUAAAGUUGGUAUAACUGGAGAGGCAAGCGGUCGGCAACAUUCAUCUCUCAAAGGGAUGUACAACUCAGUGUUAUAGUGUGUUUGACCCCAGAUUAAUUUUAUGCCGGUAUAUCCCUUUAAGAAAGGCUCAAAUUUUGUGUGUUUUAUCUUAAUUUAUGAUUUCAUAAAAGAAACUGAACCAGACAUGUGAGGAAAAAACUUAUAUAUAAUGGGCCUCACUUGGAUUAUCAUUUUAUAUCAAGUUAUAAUUUUGAAGUUUAAACAAAUCAUCCAGAAAAACUUCAAUCAAUAUGUAGCAAAAACUUGUAUUCACAGUCAUUUUUGUUUUGUGAGGGUAAAGUUUUGUCUGAUUUAAAGAUUAAAAUGUCAGUAAUUUUGGGCAGCAGCUCCCCAAAAUAUGUACAAUCCUAUGUAGGAGUUUUUCUAAAUAUUGUGUCAUAUAUUCCCAAAAUGCAUACUGUUCGUUUAAUGUCACACAACGCAAUUUAUGAGCUUUUCAGUUGCUGUUCCUCUUGCGUCCACUAGAAGAUGCUGUUGAUGAUUCCAUCCGGUUUGAUUUACUUUCUCUUGUGUCUGCCUGCAGAUCAGGUUUCUGCUCACUGUUCUGAUUCUUAUCUCCUCUCCUUCUUUGCCUCCACUUGUACCUCCAGGAAAGGUUGUAAUAUUGGUGUGUAAGGGUCUUGCCCUGGCCUACAUGUUAAGGAGCGUCUCUCUCUGUUUUUUGCUCACACUGCUACACUACUAUCUACAAUUUAUUCUGAAUAAGUAUUUCUUCAAGGAAUAGGAAUUUAAGGCUUGCACAGCAGUUUUUGCUUUGAGACCAACAAAAGAAAUGCUGAUCUGGUGCUUUUUAUGUGUAUUUUGCAGAAACCAAGCCCAGCUUAUCUGUGUGUUUGUUUCAGCCAAGAACAAAGUGAAAACAUGCACACAAAACUGAGGCGCAGUUGUUUGUUGACAGCUUCGCACCAGAGUCUUCUCAACAGUUUUGAGAUUUAAUUUCAUUUUCUGUUUCUUCUGACAUCUAGGUGCCAUGUCAGGAGGAUUCAACUUCCAAGUCAAUGACGGCGAGAACUUCACACCCAGGCAGAUCUUCAGCAUCACCGCCAGAGCUUUAGUCCUCAGCUUAAAGAAAAACCGACCUCUUAAGGUGUUUCCAGGUACAUCACACUGAGUCAUGCUUUUUCAAAGAAUGUAAAAGUUUAGUAAAUAUGAGACUCAGCAGGAACUAUUUUGAGUCAUAAGUGAAUGAAAAGUUUGGUGAAACAGUGAGUAUCUAUAGCAGUAGGGAGCAUAUGGGUUUAACCUUUUAGGCUUUGUCUACAUGCACACCUCUUAAUCGUGUGGAUUUAUGGGCAGCUUAAAGGAAUAUUCCAGCAUAAAAUUAAGUUAGGGUCAAACACACCAUAACACUGAGUUAGACACCCCCUCGAGAGAUGAAUGUUGCGGACUGCUUUUUAAGUUAUAAUAACCUUAGGAACGACCGCACGAUAGCAGUACACAGCGAUCUAUGGCUCCACACACAAACCUCAACCAAAAAUCCACUCUAUAGCCACAAAUAAUUCUCAGAACAGCACCUAACUUCAUCAACAGUACAUAAAGGGUCUCAGCCAUAGUACUAGCCACCAAACAUCUUUUUAACUUUGCCUGAUUUCUUUAGACUAAACACAACUCACCCACUCUCUUCCAGCAGCCGCUUGUUUGUAGGGAGAGCUUGGAUGAGUCCAUCAUCAACUGCAGCGGAGUUACACAGCUCAAGGAAGAACAUUUAUGAUCAUUUCUUUAUCAUUUCCUUGAAGUAAUAAUCAUCAUAUUAAUCAUUUUGCACUGCAGACACUGUAGUUCUUCUGCCUUAGCGUCUUGGUCUGAUUGCAUAUCCAUGGCUUUUUGGUUGAGGUUUGCGUGAGGAGCCAUAGACCACUGUGUAUUGCUAUUGUGCGGUCGUUACUAGAGUUGGUAUAACUGGAGAAGCAAGCAGUCAGCAACAUUCAUCUCUCGAGGAGGUGUCUAACUCGGUGUUACAGUGUGUUUGACCCUAACUUAAUUUAUGCCGGAAUAUCCCUGACAGAAGAGGUUGUUGACCCAAAGAAAAGUACAUUUUUAUAUUUAAAUGCAUUCCCCAUAUCAUUAUCUUCAUCAUCAACCUUUAUCAAAGCCUUAAAAGCCAUUAAGGCUCCCCUCAUUAACAGUGAUACACAGCAUCAAGAUUUCCCCUGCCACAUUCCCCGUCAGUGUUUGUAAGGAGUUAUAUCUCAAUGGACUAAAAUCACAAACAUUUUAAAAGUCUAGUUCCUUUUUGCAAGCUUUGAGUCAAGGUGAAACUUAGACAUCUGUGUCCUAAAAACGAACUGAAACAACCUAUUCUUGUUGUUUCAACCACUACUCUUAUCCACUCUCAGUCCCUUUUUAGUUUUACUGUUAAUAUCCAUAAACAGCGUGCUCACUUCCCCUUUCAGUUUCCUUGUAACAGCUCUUCUGAAGAAUUUGAAGAAUUUUUGUGGAUGUGGAUGUCAGUGACACCUUGCGCUCGGCCACUUCCCAGAAUCCCAUUGGUUAGAUUAUUUUUCACAUUCUCGACAGUGAAAUCACCACUCACAUACCAGACUUGUGAAUCAACUGCUGCUUUUGCUCAGUGUUUUGAUGAGCUGUAGUAUACUACUUUUAAUACUCAACAGCUAAAAAUAGCCUGACUGGGUGUUGUCAAUGUCUGCGAGCAUAUUUAAAGGUUCUCAUAGAUUUCCAGAGGUCUGGUUUGUGAGUUAGAGGGAGAGGAUGCUGUGGGGAAGCAAACUGCCAACUGGCACGGUCUGCUAAGCUUCCCAGCCACAGGGCGAGAGGGUACUUGAAAAGCUGUGCCACUGUCUGUCUGAGGCAGCUCUGUUUGUGCUUUGUGCCAGGCGGGGCAGAGGGAGGAGGGGUGGGCUGUGAGCUUCAACAGACAAUAAAGGGUUUUGAUGGGGUUAGAGGGGAGAUGAAACACUUUCACUCUCUGAAGGUAAGAUUAAUGUUUCCUCGCAAAGUCUUCAAAGCCUUUGAUUGUUGGGGGACUUUGUAAAAGUCUGCAAAUACUCCUGCGAGCACUCUGACAGGAACACGACAUCGCCUCCAAAUACAACUCAAGGACUGAUGGAGUCAUUCAUGUUAGAAAAGUAAUUAACUCAACAAAACUAGUCAUUCCAUUCAAUGUUGUUUAGAUAGCUAAGGAAGGACGUUUGACUGUAUUUUCUCCCUGAGAUAAACGCUUCUGCUUCUUCAGGAGUAACUGCAGGUUUCUUUUUUUCCUUGAGGCUGCUCAAACAACAAUAACCUUCACAGUUUAAGAGUAAGGUCAGGCAGUGUGAAUAUAACCUGAGAGGCAAAAGCAAGUGAAUCAGACAUGUGCUUCAGAUGAAGUUUAGAGACGCUUGAACAAUAUUCUGAUAUGAUCCGUCUCAGUUUAUAAUUAUCAUUUUAAACCGUUUUAUUGUUGUAUUUUGAUUUAUUUACUAUCAAUCUACAUACUUUGAACACAUGGACUAUGAAUAUUCAGGAUAAAUGUGUCUUGAAAUAUCAACCCCCAACAGAGAGCUAUGAAGGUUUUCUUUCUAAAAAGCUUAUCUUCGCCUCUCCCUGGGAGGGCCAUAUUUCCCGGGAGCGCUCAUGACAAGUGAUGAAUGAAUUUCUCUGUGCUCUUUUCCUAUAUCACUGCUUUCAGUGGUCUUCAUAUACCAGCAGCCUUUUUUUUUUGGAUCCACACAAUCUGUGGAAAUUUCCGUAAUUGUCCCUUAGAAGAAUAGAAGCCCUCAGUCGUCAGUUCUUGUCAUCGUGCGCAGGAGAUGUUUCUCUUUUCAUUUUACCCAAGUGGAAGAUCGCUGAGCCUUCAAGGAGCUGAUCCACUUUUAAUUUCUUGUUUGGAUUUUAUGUAACAGCCCGCACUGCAGUUGGACAGAGCCGUAAAAAAAAAACCCUCUGUGAUGUCUGCAGUGCAGCUUUAAUUUGACACAUCAAAGACCUCUCAUCUGUCUAUUCCUCGGCUUGUUUUGCAUAAUUUGGAGCCAACAAGAUGUGUAAUGCUUCCACAGGGAUAAACUCGCAAUAUUUGCAGCCACACAGUUUUUGCAGCGAUGUGGUCACAGUUAAGCUACAAAGCAGACAAGUCGAGCUGAUUAUGCUUUAUACACUUUCAUCCCUUCAGUUAUCUUUUCAACCAGCUACUUUUCAGUAUUGAAUUUUGCAAUUUUCCCCUCAGGCUCCUCUGCACCUAUCACAAGUGACGAUCUUGAGGCAGUGACCAAUGACAUCAGCAACACCUCGAGCCGUGUCAUUACAUAUAAUGUGAAUCGGCAUCCCAAACUGGGGCGUCUGGUGAUGAAGCAGCCUGACAACUCGACAGUGGAUGUCUCAACUUUCACACAAGACAUGGUGAGUCAAAAACUUCAGGUGGAAACAGAGCAUUGGAUUUAACAGAAGUGUAUUUAACAGGAAAAUAAAAGUAAUGUGAACUAGUUGAAGACAAAACAUUAGGAUUGAUCUGUUUAUGUGGAGAGCUGCCAGAUUUAAAUGUUAUGAAUAAUUUAUAUUCUGCGUCCUCAUUCAGGAAAUCCACUUUGAGCGUCUUUAGCUGUAUGUAAGGCUUUUAUGUAAUCAAUUGUUUUGAUGGACUCUGAUCUGACACAGUAAAAGCUGUGCUUUUAAGCUCUGUGUACUUUAUUUACUGCUGAGCAUAGCCGAUUUAAAUUAAUAAUGAAAUCUAAUAUAGACUGUAAUCCUUCAGAUUGGUGAGGGAUUAAAGAGGCUACUGAUCUGUUUAUACAGUUGAUUGAACCAUCAGUUCCUUUAAGGGAUAACCGAUCUGCGUCUCCUGCAAUCUGUUUAUGUGGAUUAAUUUUGGUCCAGGGUUUGCUUGAAGAUGUGUGGUUUUUGUGUGGUUUCCUCAGGUGGACAGAAAAGUGAUCAUGUACAUUCAAUCCCCCGUGGAGUCAGUGGGCUGGGAAGCCAUGGACUCCAUGACCUUCUCUGUGGUGUCACUACCUACCUCUCUGGACAGCCAGACCUUCAAAAUCGACAUUUCCUAUGAGAACACUGGACCUGAACACAACACAGUCCUGCUGGCAAAUACAGGUACGGACAAAAGUGUAAUGUUUAUAGGUUGACUGUAGUUUAUUGAAGUUUUAUCAAUGUAACAACUUUAAAUAGAACCAAGUGUAUUUUGAUCAUUAGUAAAUGGUAAACAGACAGUUAUAAAUAGUGCCUCUUCUGGCCCUCUGACAAAUCAAAGCGCUUUUAUAUUGCAUGUCAUAUUCACCCAUUCAUGCCACAUGCAUAUGCUGAUGACAGAGGCUGCACCCCCGGCAUUAAAGGCACUAUGAGGAGUUUUUGACGGGCUAAAAAGCAGACUGAAAUUGAGGCCAAUUCCUCUUCUUGACCUUUAAAUUUAAACUAUACCAUCAGCGAGGAGGCUGAUCAUUUCUUUAGGUAAUUAAUAAUGCUUAAAACAGCUGUGGGAGGGACGUUGUUGGACCGGAAGGUGGACAGUGAGGUGAAAAAAACUGCCUAGUUUGACUCUCUCUACAGCGAGUACUCAGAGUGAGUGAAAUAGGAUGAGUUUUUUGUCUGCAAAUGUUUCUUUCACAUGUAUAGGACAUUAGAUAAGAGGCUUCACUAUGUCUACAGGGGGCGCUAGUAUCAACAUGAACAAAACAUUUCCUCACAACGGCUUUAGAUAAAAUUUGUUCAUAUGUUUUGCACUACAAGGCCCACCCAAAAAGGGAACCUUCUGGUACUUGAAUAAAGUCCUGGGUUACCAUCCAAUAGUAUUUACGGUAUUUUAUUGUGGACCAAACCAAUCAACCAAUUGACUCCUUAUUGUCAUCCAAGAUUGAUACCACUACCAGCCUUAGAAAAGCAAGCUCAUGCUCUUGUUCACUUUAAUCACUUCACUAUGUUACACACAUGUCAUUGGUGAUGAGGUCAGUGUUUGCCUCUGUUCCAGGUGCUGAGUUAACAGAAGGGGGGAGCGUGGUUAUCGAUGAAUCAAAGCUGGAUGCCAGUAACCUGAUGUCCAAGCUGCCGACAACUCAACGGAGUUCCCAUGAGGUCUGGUUCCAGGUUGCGUCCCUGCCUCAGCAUGGCGUCAUAGUCGUAGGGGAGAGAAACCUCACCAAGGAGAAACCCAACUUCUCCCAGUUCAUCCUCAACAAAUACGGUAUCACCUACAAGCACGACAACUCAGAGACAACUCGUGAUUCUUUCUCAUUCAGUGCGUGGAUAAAUGCAAAGGGAAAAACGGCUCAACGUCCUGAGGAUGACAGCGAUGUAGUUGAGGAGCAUUUCAACAUCACAAUUACUCCCGUGAAUGAUCAGCCACCUCUGCUGAAAACCAAAGCUCCAAGCCUGAGGGUGGUGCAAGGAGAUACAGUUCCUCUGAGGCCUGAGAACCUUAAAGUUGAAGACUUAGACAAUCCCCCUGAUGAUAUUAAGUUCUCUGUGAUUAGUAAACCAAACAACGGUUAUCUAGCUCUUAAAGGAAGUUUGAAUGAGUCAGUAGUGGCCUUCACCCAAGCCCAAAUCAAUAAUGGGAGUGUCUAUUUCAUCCACGAUGGGAGCAGUGCCUCUGGGGUGUUCUACUUCAGUGUCACUGAUGGUCAUCAUAAACCAAUUUAUAAACUUUUCAAUUUAGAAGUGACAGAAAUCACAAUUUCUGUGGUCAACAACACUGGGUUGACACUGGAGCAAGGCCAGACUUCAGCAUCACUGACCCAGGACAACCUUGCUGCUGAGACGAAUGGGAAAAACAUCACCAUCCACUACUGGAUAACAAAGACCCCAAGCUUUGGCAAAAUCCUCAAGGACGACCAAGAGGUCUCACAGUUUAAACAUGAGGAUCUACAGACUAGAAGGUUGUCCUAUCAUAUGACCUCCCUGUCCUCUGCUGAAGACAGCUUUGAGUUCACGGCCUUCUCUUCAGAGGCUAAUCUGACCGGCCAAGUACUCAACAUAACUGUCAGAGCUGCGAUCCAGGUGAACGAAGGUGUGAGGAUUCCCAAUGGGAUUGAUGUCAGACUUAAUACGAACUUUCUCAACGCCUCUGAACUGGCAAAAUCCAGUGAUAGUGACCCUGUAUUUGAAAUUAUCUCCCAUCCCAAGUAUGGGAAGGUGGUUUGGACAAAACCUAAGCUGUCCAGAAAAGCUGGACAGGUGGAGUCAUUUACCUUUCAGGACAUGAUGCAGGGUAAAGUAGCCUUGAAACUGAAUGCCAACAUGACUGGAGUUCAAGAGCUUAAUGACUCCCUGGUGUUUAUUUUAAAAGCUGAUAAAGUCCAACCUGCCAAAGGUGAGUUCCACUUUACAGUUGUGCCAUAUGAUCCAGCACUUUUUGCAACCACAAAGAGUCCCGUGCCAACCACAUCAACUGCUCCACAAACACCAUUUCGGACUUCGAGAAAUGGAACUGCAUCACCGUUCAUGUCUACGGCUUUCUUCACCACCCAGCAACCGAGCAAAAACCACCAGAAGUUCAAGGCGCGCAACCGGUGGGGCAACUCCAACAGAACAAGCAUUUUUGGGACGACUCUUGGCAAAACAACACGCGGACCAGAGGAUUUUCCAUUCAGGAACACCCCGGUCCGUGUAGAGUCAUACCCUCAAAAAACCUCCAACCCUCUCCUGGUGAUCCUGCCCCUGCUGGCUUUGCUGCUGCUUAUAAUCAUCUUCGUCGUCCUGGUCGUCUUCCUUCGACACCACAGGGAAAGGAAGCACAGCGCCACAACACAAAACGAGGAACCCUCCACUGGUCUCCCAACCAGCCAGUCCUGCCCCGGUCAAACCCAGAGGAGCGCAACAGUCCCAACAGUGACGGUCACUCCGUUGAAGCACAGCAGCACAGCUAGCCCUGUUUUCGGUCGACUGUCACCAGUGACUCAGGCCUCAGCUUACAACACCAUCGACUCAAACAUGCUCAUAAGUUCUUGGAGUAGUGGUUCCCCUGCGUCAUCUUCUCAAAUCAUUCACACUCCUACUCCAACUCUGCAGAAGAAUCAGUACUGGGUAUGAUCCUGUACAAGGCAACUUUUAGCUAUGUGAGUUAAAAAGUUGGUUGAUAUGAACUUAGAUGACGCAAUAAUCUGCUGCAAAUUUCCACCUUAAAGCUGUGUUAAUAUCUUAUUUAUUAUUAAAUCAGUUUUAAGUAAGAUUUUUAACAGUUUUAGUCAUGGUAAUUAGUUCCAACCCAUCACCCAACUCUGCAGCUUUAUAAAACUUUUCGCUGGUUUUGAAGCAAUUUAGCAUAUGGCGCAGUUUUAAAGGCUGCAAUGACUUUAACUACACAAACUAUAUAAGGGAGAAACAGAGUUAGCUCUAUGCAAAUGUGUUUGUCAAGAGUUAGCUAUUUUUAUUUAUUUUAUUUGCCCUCCAGUGGCCAAAAGAUAACAGGUUCAGCUUUAACGAUAGAUAAAUACUAUUCAUUGAAACACAGGUUUACAAUCCAACACUAACCACUGCUGAGUAUUCAGUUUGUUGGACUCUGGGGAUUUUCCAAACACUUGGCAUUAUGGUAAAGGGUGACCUGUGUUUGGUGCCUACUGUGUGUUUAAUCACUUACACUGUCGUCUAGUCCUUAUGCACGUUGAAGUCUAUUACACAAUCAGCUAUGAUCAUGUAAUGAUGAUGAUGCAAAUAACAGGUUGAAACUGUGAAUUUCUGAGACUGACACUGGCAUGAAGAUGUAUUGUCUGAACAUUUUUAUUGAUUGUGCAUAUUUUUGUAUUAUUGUUAUGUAUUAUAUGAAAUAGUAUAGCAUCUUUUUUAAACUCAGGUACUUUGUUGACUGUCGUUUACUUACAUGUUGGUGUAAGUAAGGGUAGCAUAUAUAUAAAAAAUGGGGUUCUUGUUUAACAUUACAAGUAUUGCAGUAUCUUUAAAUGAGACUCUGAAAUUGCUUGUUUAAACCCUGAUGAAAACACACUGGUUAAAACAAUCGCACUGUUUUUCAUAUGUUUUUUUUUUAUAUUCUAAUACACGAUAUUUCUAUUUUUUUUAGGCGUGCAGAAAAAAUCAAAGUUUUAAUCUUUAAGAUUACACAAAUCUGUGCUGUAUUCCACCAACUUUAACUCCAAUAUUAUUGAUUGGGAAUGUGGGCAUGUUCUGUAAUAUCACAGUUUUACCUACAGCUGAUCAGAUAAACUGAAUAUAAUACAUUUUUACAUACAGAGCAGAAAUGACCUUCAUUGGUAAGGCAAUAAAUAUCUUGAGAUAAAGCAGGUAAUCGGCGGGCUAGGAUCAAAACCUUUUAUUGGAAUAAGUGCUGUGAAAAAUAUUCAUACACUGUUGAACUUGUGUGCACUGAUUCUUCAAAUCAUCUGCUGGAGACCAUCAUGGUUCGACGCCGAAAUGAUGUAUCUACUGAAAAUUAAAGUUACUGUUUUACUGACUUUUCUGUCAAUCCGUGGGAGAUGAGAAUACACCCUCAGAGAGAACUGCCGUUAACUUAUGUCCUAAACUCAUUUUGUACUGAAGAGAAGUGUCGAUCCACUGUAUGCCAUGUCUCAUUUGAACAAUGUAACCUGCUGUGUAACAAAAGUGACAUAUUUAUUUAUACCUUAUUUUUAAUAAACCACUUCAAAGUGUUUGAAAGA
Messenger RNA from Xyrichtys novacula (pearly razorfish), 27873 nucleotides. The record is from the annotation of a GenBank genome assembly. NCBI's taxonomy places the organism in Eukaryota, Metazoa, Chordata, Actinopteri, Labriformes, Labridae.